CGUUGAUGACAGCUGUCUGAAAUGUCAACAGUGUCAACUGUGCUUUCUGUCUGUCUCUGUCAGACAUGUCAAAAUUUUAUGUCGAAGUUUGAGGCAGUGGCACGCUGCUUCGUAAUACAUCUAGAAAAAAAUAGGAGAAUAUUGUUCUUUUUGUUGUAUUUCUUUUAAAGUAGCCACCACUCCAACCAACGCAUUCCUUUGCCAUUUGUGACUCCUUUAGGGACGAAGUGCGGAAACCAUGCAAAGUGGUAGUUGCAAGUGACGUGCAUCAUCAAACAAGUGCGUAAUGUGCAGUGUCUUCAGUGAACCGUGUUAAAUAAACAGUCAACAUGUUUAGAAGUAGAAGCUGGUUCGGAGGAGGCUGGGGACGCCCAAAAAACCCUCAUUCUCUCGAACGUUUGAAGUAUUUACACAAUAUCCUUUGUAAGAAUACAACAGUGUCUGAGAGUAACCGUGGUACCCUAGUGGAGUCUUUGAGGUGUAUAGCCGAGAUAUUGAUAUGGGGUGACCAGAAUGAUAGCUCAGUUUUCGAUUUUUUCUUGGAAAAGAACAUGCUGUCAUACUUCCUCAAGAUAAUGAGACAGAAAUGCGGAGGCUCUUCAUAUGUAUGUGUGCAACUACUUCAGACACUAAACAUACUGUUUGAAAACAUAAGGAAUGAAACAUCACUGUAUUACUUGCUGAGCAACAACCACGUGAACUCAAUAAUAGUGCAUAAGUUCGACUUCUCCGAUGAGGAAGUGAUGGCAUACUACAUUUCGUUCCUCAAGACACUCAGCUUCAAACUUAACAGCCACACAAUACACUUCUUCUACAAUGAGCACACGAAAGACUUCCCUCUGUACACAGAGGCGAUCAAAUUCUUCAACCACUCAGAGUCCAUGGUGAGGAUCGCGGUGAGGACACUGACACUAAACGUGUACAGGGUACAGGAUGCGAGCAUGUUGCGGUUCAUCAGAGAUAGAACGGCGGCGCCAUACUUCAGUAACCUAGUUUGGUUUAUCGGCAAACACAUUCUAGAGCUGGACGCGUGCGUGCGAAACGACUCGGAUUCAAAUUCCAGCCACCAGUCCCAACAGAAACUGGACGACUUAGUCGCCGAGCAUUUAGACCACUUACACUACAUAAACGACAUCCUCUGUCUCAACAUUCCUGAUCUCAACGAUGUAUUGACUGAACACCUCUUGCAUAAACUCCUUGUGCCUCUGUACAUAUACUCUUUAACUUCUGACUCUGUAAGACGACCGGUCUCUCGUCAAAACUCAUCACCAUACAACAGAGACAACUUGCAAACUAUAGAAGUUAUAACAAGGAAUUUAGAGGCUAUCCUUAAAGGCAAAAGCGCUGACAUGUCACCGUCUAGAAUGUCUUUUACUAGACAGAGAAUGGAAUCAGAUGAUGAAGUAAAACCAUCUGUGUCCUGUGUAGUAUCACUCUUUCUACUGUCACAAGUGUUUUUAAUAAUCACACACGGUCCGAUAGUACACGCGCUAGCAUGGAUUAUACUACAAUCAGAUUUAUCAGUAUUCGAAGAUGGAGCUACUAAGAUAUUAGAAAUGUAUAUCAGUAAUGCUAAAUCCAGCGUCAAGCUAGAGUUUUCAAAGCCGCAACUAAGUUUAGAAAAGGCUUUGGAAAGUUCGGGACAGGAGAGAGAUUAUACGACACCAGAAUACAGUGGUCCUAAAUUGUUUGGUUAUGACACGGAUCACUCAAGUUGUGAUUUAGAUCCUGAGUUGGUGUCCACAUCGUUGCCGUCCACGUCGCAUAUAAGUGAAUCUUCCAGCGUCGCCCAUGACUCAACUGAAGAUCUGGUCACGCAGAUAGCUUCAAAGUCUUCCAGUGCUGUGACUUUAGCUAAGCAGAAUAUGCCUGAUUCGCCUCUGCCCGACUCUGGUAUUGAGUCGAGCUCUUCAAAAUCAGGCCCUGAACUGAAUAAUAUAACUGAUGAGGAGAAACAAAAGCUACUCGGUGUUGCGCCUAGCUCUCCUGCGUUACCGUCAACAUCGAUGGAAAAUAUACUUAAUCGAGAGAAUAAAGAGAUUGAGACAAGGCCGUUUUUGAAGACGAUUCUGGAUUCUUUGGACUGUAGUGAGAAUGACUAUAAGGCGCUAUUUGCGCUAUGUUUGCUGUUUGCGUUGAUAAAUAAUAAAGGCGUAAACACGGAACUCCUUGACACGCUACUAUGCCCAGAGCAGAAUGAGAAUUCAAAUACAACGGCAACUUCAAGCGAACAAUCUGCAGAGAGUUCACAAGAGGGCGCCACUUCCACUCCGUCCAAACGUCCAGUGCAGAGCUACAACGCUCUGCUCAUAUCCAAGCUCACGGCUAUCGUCGCACAGAGCUGUAAAACUACUUCAAAAGUCCGCUUAGUAACACUGGAACUCAGCGUGACGCUAGUGGGCAUCGCGAUGCUCGGCGCGGGCGGGUCGCCGGGCGCGCGCCACGUGGCCGUCGCGGACACUCUGCGCGCGCGGGCUGCCGCGCUCGCGAGGAACUUCUACAAGUGCGACGACAUCUUCCUCGACAUGUUCGAAGACGAGUAUUGCGAGAUGAGCAAGCGACCCUUAAACGUAGAGUGGCUUUGCAUGGACGCUGCCAUUCUCCUGCCGCCUACUCGCACGCCCAUGUCUGGCAUCGCCUUCGCCAAACGACUGCCGAGUGGCGAGAUGGAACGAGCGAGACGCGCCAUUCGCACAUUCUUCCUCAUACGAGACCUAUACUUGAAGCUGACCGGCAAACCAGAGACGCAACUACCAUUGGCCAACCCCGCACCUUUUGUGCAAGUCGGAGAUGUCUUGGAUCUUAAUGACUCCGACCUAAUAUCCUGCGAUAUAAUCCAAAAGGAUGGGACGUGGCACCAUAGGUUCCUAGCCGUGGACAACAUACAGAUAAUAUUGGUGGAGCCCGACAAGCAGCGCCUAGGUUGGGGUGUUGCUAAGCUAGUUGGCAGCUUACAGGACUUAGAAAUACAAGGUGACAAAGAAGACCCCCGUUGCUUGCAUCUGACCAUACACAAACCGCGAGUAGGCGCCAGCGGAGCCCUUCCUCGAACCGUAUUACUCCGAGCGAAGUUUAAGUUCGACGACCAUAUACGAAGUAUGGCGGCUAAACAGAGGCUCACCAAGGGCCGAACCAAGUCCCGCCAAAAGAAGAUGCAGCAGAUCGGCCGGCUGCUGGAAGUGGCCGGCAUGGCGGGCGCGCCCGCGCUGGCGCCGCGCCACCGCCCGCUGUUCGCGCGCCCCGGCGUCACCACCGUGCGCCGCCACGCCAGUGCGGACGGCGACGACAUAGAGCGUCGCCUCCGCAGACCCAGCGGACAUAUGCUCAAAGACGGCAUCGUCGUUUACCGCGAAAGGACUACAAGCCGAGAAAGUAGUAUAUCGCGUGGCAGCAGCGGCCACGCGUCCCGCGACGGCUCGCCGCGCUCCCGAUCCGAAGAGAUACCUCUUGAAGACAUCAGGAGGAACGCGCUAGCGGCCACUACCGCCCCCGCUACCGUCACUAUUCAGGCUCAACCGAGCACAUCUCAAGCCCAGAAGCCACAGAUUUCCUCCGAAGAGACAUCGUUCAUAUCGGGCGAGUCGCGACCCAAACGCAAGGGCAUCGUCGAAACCAUUUGAUAUUAACCUAAACUGAGGUAUGGUUAGAACUGCGAGGAUUCAACUAGGGAUCAAAUUAUUUUGUGAAGUCUUUGACCAUCAAAGACGUACCAUUGACGCGCGCGAUUACGCCCCAAUAACCUUCGUGCAUUCGACAAAGUUCUCGAUGACGCGCCGCACGUUAGACGUGGCUUUCAAAGGGUAAAACAAUUAUUAUAAUUUGUUCCCUAGUUGUAUAGAUGGCAGCAUAAUCUCUUUCGCCUCGCUAUACGGCAACCCCGUAAAGAAGAAAGAAAACCGUACAGGAAGGAACGAACACGCACUGCUCGCCCUUAGAAGUAUAAUCUAGGCGCCUAGGCUUUCGGAGAUCUGGGUGGCCUAGUGGUUAUGACGUCGCGAUUGCAGAAGACGCUGUGUUGAUCCCCUGAGCACUGGAGGCGUCGGUCACUAUUUUUUUUCGUAUAUAUUGUAACAUUUAUUGGAGUAUAUACGAGGGUUGUCGCUAUUCACAAGCUAGGUAUUCAGAGAAGGAUUUUUAGUAGAUCCCAGGUGCGGUAAAGUGAUAUAUGCUAUGAAUGAAAAUCCAAGUCAAUUUUAUCUUGAGUUGAUGUAAAGUUGUUUUCCCAUAGAAACCUAUUUGCAGCGAAAACAAGGUGUAGUGGUUGUAGCGGGAGUAAUCCUUACAAUUUAUCUUAGGCGUUUCACACUUUGACACCGAGGUCUGCCAGGGCGAGUGGACCGGCAUAGAUAAACAUCCUCAAUACUAUUUUAUUAAGAAUGUUUUGUACUUGCAUACAUUGUUAUAUUAGUAAUAGAGAAAAACAUCUUUCUCUAUUAAUUUUUCAGGCUCUUCGCAAUGUCAGUGUGUAAUACAAGUGCUUAUUAUUUUAUCCCUGUUCUAGGAUGAAUAACGCUAAAUAAAUUAUGUAAAUAAUGCUAUUGUCUGAAUGCCGAUGAAAGUUCAAAGGGCUCUGACAAUAGAGAGGUACGAGUAUAUCUCAGUGAAUGAUAGUAGAUAGAUAUGUAUAACUAAUCUGUUGGAAACGUGGUGCGUGUUUUAAUUAAUUUAAAAUUGUAUGUUACUCAUAAUUUAAAGCGAAAAGUGGGUUAUUCAUACGUGACUCGGAUAAUAUGAACAAUAUACUCGUACAAAUUGCUAAUGAAACGGAUACCGCACUCAGAAGAAACUGCGGGACGGUGCAGCGUUGAGUCUCUCUCACUCUUACAAUUAAGUCUUACGCCUUGGGCGCGAAACGCACGCUCGACGCUGACGCCGACCGCCAUACAUUGGUUAAAACAAUUGUAUGGUGAUCUCUUCUCUCACUCUGAUACGCGUGGUCUGCAAACAAUCUGAUAAAGAUGGGACAUUUAGAAAAAGUUUCAUUUUCUAAAUUCACAAACAUCCCAAUGUUGACAGCAAAUCAUUAAACAAAUGUUAGUAUAAAAUAUCUCAUAGACAUUAAGUAUGUUAGACAUGCUUGGCCAGAGAUGAUCUAUAUUUUUCUGUAGUGUAUACCGUCUUAUAGUUAUAUCCAUGUGUUACUGGAGUCGUUCUAAAAAAACCGCACUCUCAAUUUUUCGCUCUACUCAAGGAAUGGGAAAGCUAGAAACCUUAGUUUUUUCAAAACAAAAUAUUCUUAGUUUUUUCAUUACUAGGUAAUGUCAAGUCCGUCUGUAGGAUUAGAAAGCUGUAAUUUGGUGUAUGCUUAAAGUUGUACAAUUAAAUAUUGAAAAAAAAAAAAAACCUAUAAUGAGGUUUUGUAGAACUAAUUUUAUGCAGUUUUGCCGACAGUCAACGUACGGAUACGCUUGGACUACAUAAUACAUAAAUCCAACAGUUUUCUGGUCAAGUUAAUUAAAAUUGUAGAUAGAAACAACAAUUAUCAUAAUGAAUGUAUUUUUAUAAUAAAAAGUAAAUCGAUCUCUCGUUACGUCCAAAUUCAUGUCUCAUUUGUUCUGUAUAAGAAACUUAUUUUACAGUACAUAUGGUGCUAUUUUACCGCACUAGUGCGAAAAUUAGCAUAUUACGUUACUAUGUCGAACAUUUAAAGGGUCAUAUGUACUGUAAAACGUUGUACGAUACAUGUGCGAAUAGGUAAUUCGCAACUCGUGUCGAUUUAAAAUACUCCCUUCGGUCGUGUUUUAAUUUAUCGCCACUCGUUUCGAAUUUCCUAUUUUUCGCACUUGUAUCGUAAUGUAUUAUUUGUGUAAAAAAAGUAAUUAAUAUAAAAACCAACUCCGAUUGUAAAAUUUUAACAUCCAAAUGCAUUCUUAUUUAUACACGUGUUUUUGGGCCAAAAAGGGCUAUCACGUUUUUAAUUUAGAAUUGCGUUGCCUGUAAAUACAAUAAUGAUGCUAUUUCAUAUAUAAAUACGACACAAUAUAAUUUCGAUGAUAAAAUUGACAUGCAUACCUUGUUGUGUUAUCCACAUAGAUGAGUGGACAUUCUGUAUGUAAUCAUUUAGCAAUACUCUGCAAGCAAGAAUUUUUAAUAUAGGUGUAACCCCUAAAAUGUGUGGAACACACAAUUUUUCUCCGAAAUUUCGAUAUAGCUCACACUGUAAGUAAUUCAGUAUCUCUCAUAGAUUAUCCAUCGCUAACAUAAAAUCCUGUUUACAAAAUCUAUAAUCGGAGUGAAAGAGGUACUAAAUCUAUAAUGGUAGGUAUCUGUACUAGUAUUGUAUCCGUCUAUCUGUCAUCCUCACGUUAAAAUGCACCGUAAUUCCUUUCUUGAUAUGUUGUUUUAUGAAAUUUAAAAUUAGAGCGAGUAUAUUGACGUGAGUCGAUUUAGUAUACAAAUUUGAUUGAAUGCAUGAAUUUGCUUUCAGUAUAAUUUUCUUGAGAGCACUGGUUAAUUAAUUUGAGGUUGAAAAAUAGAUCAUAUUUAAAUAAAGUUUAAGAAUAAGUUUUAUUUUAACAAUGAAUUUUUACAAGUUUAACCCUUUGUACGGUUUAUGUCAUAAACACAAACAUCACUCAAACGCCAAGAUCCCGGGCGCAUUGAAGCUUAUGUAUACCUAACUCGAAAGUGUGAAGAUUACUUUGACAGCGUCCGCCAUAACACCUAUAGUUGUUCUUGGCGCUGUGGGUACGAUCAGUUACCACGCCUUUUUGGUUCUUGGCGUUCAAAAGGUUAAACCUUUACAAAAAUUGGCGGGUUCCUUUCAACCUCAACCCCGAUUUAUACUGGAAUAAAUUGAAACACAUCAUUGUAAUUUGGCAUUAUAUCAUUCAAGUAUGCGGGAAAUAAAUAACAAUCAUAUUUUACUUGAACCUUAAAUCGUAAUCUUAUUGAACUCAAUUUACUCCAGUUAUUUUAAACUUCGAAUAACUCUAAUGCAUGUAUUAUAUUAAUGACUAUCUUAUUGUUAGUGAAACGGUAAAGUAUACGUGAUAUAAACGUGUCAAAAUUGUGUACAUGUGAAUUUGUUGUCCACUGUUUGGCAAAGGCUAAUAUUUUUAAAUUUUUGACCGCCAUGACUAUUUCAUAUAACACGCAAUUAUAAACUUUAUUAGAAUGUAUUAAGAUUCAUAUUAUACUGUGACUUUUGUCGACUAUGGCCGACUGUGGGUGUGGCGCUUAAUUGGUUAAACAAAAGUAUGGCCGACUUCAAAUUUAUGUUGUGAUUUUAUUUAAGACUUGCAAUAAAAUGUUGUAAAUAGUAUUUUUAUGUUCGUAAAAGAUUAUUGUAGUUAAACUGGAUUAUAUUGAAUGUUACAUUUA
Messenger RNA from Cydia pomonella (codling moth), 7323 nucleotides. It is a transcript of the gene ema, whose product is annotated as protein CLEC16A homolog. Gene Ontology annotation, cellular component: endolysosome membrane; late endosome. Gene Ontology annotation, biological process: endosomal transport; regulation of autophagosome maturation; endosome to lysosome transport. Lineage: Eukaryota; Metazoa; Arthropoda; Insecta; Lepidoptera; Tortricidae. The transcript has 16 exons. Bases 330 to 3620 code for a protein of 1096 amino acids. The record is from RefSeq and is a predicted model, not a curated record.